This is a messenger RNA of Xiphias gladius (swordfish), 4103 nucleotides long. RefSeq names its product pellino E3 ubiquitin protein ligase 1b (gene peli1b). Gene Ontology annotation, molecular function: protein binding; ubiquitin protein ligase activity. Gene Ontology annotation, biological process: regulation of Toll signaling pathway; protein K48-linked ubiquitination. Bases 740 to 2020 code for a protein of 426 amino acids. The transcript is spliced from 7 exons. The record is from RefSeq and is a predicted model, not a curated record. Lineage: Eukaryota; Metazoa; Chordata; Actinopteri; Istiophoriformes; Xiphiidae.
CGGACGGCAGCGAGUAAAACUACGAGGUCCAGAAUCCUUAGCGGCGACCGUGUGCGUGUGUGUGUGUGUGUGUGUGUCUCCUCCUACGGCUACAGUGAACGGGCAGGACGGAUUGGCGCUGUGUUUACGCUGAGAUGCUCACAACAAAGGACAGCGCACCGAGAGCCCGUCAUUUAAAACAGCCCGCCGUGGAUAUUUAGUCCUGCGGCGACCGUUUGUAACUCCACGAAGAGACGGACACAUAACACAGUUCCCUUAUUGGCGUCCAUUUUUCUCUACCUUUAUGUUUUUCGUUUUCUUUCUCUUUUGGUAAACCAGCCUAGAGGGGGAAAAAUCAAGACGAAAUUUCUUUUUUUAUUUAUUUAUUUUUUGUUUGUUUGUUUUUUUUUGUUUUUUGUGCCGGUGGAGCGUUAGCUAGCUUGCUAGCCUCGGCAAGUUGGGGAAGCCAAGGCAGCACCACACCACAGUCAGCCACACCGACCAGAGACAAUAAAAGGGCUUCAUCUAUUGCAUCGCAGGCAGGACAAGUGCUGCGAGAGACGGACACAUGAAGCCUGAGAGGGUGGAGCUGAGGCUCAGCUGACCCUUCCCCUUCCUUCUCCUCCUUUCCCCCGUGCUCCAUUCGAUCAGCACCUCCCCCCUCCCUUUCCCCCCUUUCCCCUUCCUGUCUCCCGUCACCCUGUUGGAUCUCACCCAUCUUGCAUCCCCUCCUCCUCCAAACCUCAAUCAGCCGUGCCCAAUGUACUCCCCGGAGCAGGAAAACAUCUCCACCACUGCCUCCACCAAAGUGCCAGUGAAGUAUGGAGAGCUCAUUGUGCUGGGGUACAAUGGCUCUCUGCCCAACGGGGACCGAGGCCGACGUAAAAGCCGUUUUGCACUUUGUAAGAGACCGAAGGCAAACGGGGUGAAACCCAGCACAGUUCAUGUUGCCUGCUCUCCACAGGCAGCCAAGGCCAUAAGCAACAAAGACCAGCACAGCAUCUCAUACACUCUGUCUCGAGCCCAGACGGUGGUGGUGGAGUACACCCAUGACAGCAAUACAGACAUGUUCCAGAUCGGUCGAUCGACAGAGAGUCCCAUUGACUUUGUAGUGACGGACACAGUUGCGGGCAGCCAGAGUAACGCAGACACCCAGUCGGUUCAGAGCACCAUCUCCCGCUUCGCCUGCCGCAUCAUGUGCCAGCGCACGCCGCCUUACACCGCACGCAUCUAUGCCGCGGGCUUCGAUUCCUCCAAGAACAUCUUCCUAGGGGAGAAAGCUGCUAAGUGGAAGACGUCUGACAGUCAAAUGGACGGGCUGACCACAAACGGCGUGCUGGUGAUGCACCCUCGAAACGGCUUCACCCAGGACUCCAAACCGGGGGUCUGGAGGGAGAUCUCGGUCUGCGGCAACGUCUUCACCCUGCGAGAAACACGCUCGGCACAGCAGCGGGGAAAGAUGGUGGAGACGGAGACUCAGGAGCUCGUCGACGGCUCUCUCAUCGACCUCUGUGGCGCGACCCUGCUGUGGCGCACUGCAGAAGGCCUGUCACGCACUCCCACCCUCAAACACCUGGAGGCGCUGCGGCAGGAGAUCAACGCGGCCCGCCCGCAGUGUCCGGUGGGCUUCAACACACUGGCCUUCCCCUCAAUGCGUCGCAAGGACACGCCGGACGAGAAGCAGCCGUGGGUCUACCUCCAGUGUGGCCACGUGCAUGGUUACCACAACUGGGGCAACCACCGCGAGGAGAGGGAGGGCCGGGAGGGCCGGCAAAGGGAGUGUCCCAUGUGCCGGGCCAAAGGGCCGUACGUGCCGCUGUGGCUGGGCUGCGAAGCGGGGUUUUACGUGGAUGCCGCCCCGCCCACUCACGCCUUUAACCCCUGCGGCCACGUUUGUUCAGAGAAGACGGCGGCCUUCUGGAGUCAGAUCCCACUGCCGCACGGCACCCACACCUUCCACGCCGCCUGCCCCUUCUGUGCCCAACAGCUUACUGGCGAGCAGGGCUACGUCAGACUCAUCUUCCAGGGACCCCUCGACUAGCACGGGCGACUUCUCAGCAUCCUGUGAGUGAGGCAGAGCGGGAGCUUUUCGUUCGGACGCUGACCCUGCAUUGAAAACGCAAACCUACCCAGAUUUCUUUUUUUUCCUCUGCAGUUAAGAUAAAAACUUUUUUCUGGACUUUUUGUCUCUUUCUCAUUUUUAAGUGACCUUUGUAUUGCUUUUUCAUGAAUAACAACAAAGAUUUCUAUAUUUUCAUGUGAAACCAGAGACACAAAAACCAAACAAAGAACACUGCUGGGUAAACUUUUUGUGUUUGAUUCUCGGAAAGAACUUUUAACAACAGUAUUUAUCUAAAUUACUAACAUACCGUAGUGCAAACAUACGGUUUUUAUUCAUGUUUAUUGUUGCAAUAUACAUCUGUGUACAUCUCUUAGAGCUAAUUUAAACAAAGAUGUUUAUUUAUGGCCCAGGAACCAUUGCUUCAUUCUUUAUCGGUCAGAUACGCUUAUCUUCAAUACUAUUUAGCAUUUUAAUUUGAGAAUACAGUAUAUUGUUAAUCAGAUAUAAGGUUCUAGGUGUGUUCUGAGGGUUCGUUCUGUGUCUUUCCCCCACGUUCACCUCUCAGAUCUGAUUGUCGUAUUUAUACACCCCGUCCUCUGGCGUGCUCUCACUUUGUGUGUUAACCCUUCAGUUAUACUUCUUUCAUUAGGCAUCACCAUGGCCUUCUCACAUUCAAAGCAAUAGAUUUGGACCCGAAACCUUCUAAAGCAUUAUGGGAAGCCGAGUCUUCUAGGCUUCUUUGUAAAACACUCAGACGGCCUGAACGACUGCUCCCUCCCUUUAAAGUCUGAGUGAAACGUUUCUGUGGGUGAGUGAUUUUUUUUUUUUUUUUUUUUUCCCCCUCUCUUCCUCUUCCUGAUCACAGGUUAGCCAUGAUACCGCAGCUAUGUAGCUAAUGUCGCACACCAGGCAGACACACACACACACACACACACACACACACACACAAUAACCAGACAUGACCAAAUACUCUCUAUUAUAUUAAAAGUGGAAAGGAACUUGCUCAACGAAACUCAUGGUACAAAAAUAAGAAUACAGAUUAAAAUGACAAAAAGUGCUGCAGCACCAGUGUGGACAGUCUGGUUUAUUCUGCUUCUCUGCUGUGAUGUUUGGGGCUUAACUGCACAGUUACAGCAACAAUAAUGACCAUUAUUCUGCCAGACACAGUAUUAUGAUCAUUAUUAAUCUCUGUUAAUUAUGCUCAGAUGUUGGCAUCUCACAGCAACAUCGUGACUGUUCUGAACCACAGACAAUGAAGUAAAAAUGUUGACUCUUGCCAGUAUUGUGAAAUGCCCCGUGUGAGUAGUAACGAUGUGUUUUAUUUUGAAAAGCCUAGAUUCACUGCACCAUUUCGGGGACGAUUUGAAACACUAGCCAAGAUUUGUUUAGCCGUACGUACAAGGAUGCAAAGGAGGAGUUGAGUCAUUUCAACAUCAAUUCAAUGUGCUUCUCUUUCUUUCACCUGAACUGUCACAGUGCAGGAAGCCCCAUCCAUCGGAUACAUCAAGCAAGCAGCUAAACACACUUAGGAAAAAGACAACUGUAGCUGUUUGACUCAGGUUUGACACACACGCGCACACACACAGGCUUCAAGUUCUGAAACUCUCUUUAUGGAUGUGUGUGUGUACUUAUCAGGGCUUUGUAUUAAUUUGUGCUUUCCAAACAGUGUGUUGAUGUUGUCCCCAAAGAGCGUUUUAGGGUUGACGAGCUCCACAAUGUGAGUACAAAAUAUCAGGACUGCCUAUUUUUUAUUUUAUUUUGUUGUGGACCUAAAACUAUGAUGAGAACUGAUGUGUUUCUAUAUGUGUUUUGUUUGUAUAUUGCAUUAUACAGAGAAGUGUCUCUCACCCCUCAUUGAUAUCAAUGGGGUGGACAAUAUAAUAGAAACACAUUAUAAUGUAACACAAUUCAACAGCACCGCAAACUGCGUUCUCCAAAACGAUCACACAGCUGAAUCAACACAAACUGGACAUUAUAACCUUCGUGAGGACUUAUUGCAGGACUGUUGAUUAAGACUGCAUUAGUUUUAGCUGGAGGUGUACCUAAUAAACUGCCAACUGAG